CAUGUUUCCAGCAAUGAGAGUGAAGAUCUCUGGAUUAGAUCCUCACCAACAGUAUUACAUUGCCAUGGAUAUUGUGCCAGUGGAUAACAAAAGAUACAGGUACGUGUACCACAGCUCGAAAUGGAUGGUGGCGGGCAAUGCUGACUCCCCCGUGCCACCUCGGGUGUACAUUCAUCCAGACUCACCUGCCUCGGGGGAGACUUGGAUGAGACAAGUGAUCAGCUUCGACAAGCUGAAGCUCACCAACAAUGAACUGGAUGACCAAGGCCAUAUUAUUCUUCAUUCUAUGCACAAAUAUCAACCACGAGUCCACGUCAUCCGCAAAGACUGUGGAGAUGACCUUUCCCCCAUCAAGCCGGUUCCAUCUGGGGACGGAGUGAAGGCCUUCUCCUUUCCAGAAACUGUCUUCACAACUGUCACUGCCUAUCAGAAUCAGCAGAUUACUCGCCUGAAGAUCGAUAGGAAUCCAUUUGCCAAAGGUUUUCGAGACUCUGGACGCAACAGGAUGGGUUUGGAAGCCCUGGUGGAGUCGUAUGCCUUCUGGAGGCCUUCGCUCCGGACUCUCACCUUUGAAGAUAUCCCUGGAAUACCCAAGCAAGGCAAUGCAAGCUCCUCCACCUUGCUCCAAGGUUCUGGGAAUGGUGUUCCUGCCACCCACCCUCACCUUCUGUCUGGCUCUUCUUGUUCCUCUCCCGCCUUCCAUCUGGGGCCCAACACCAGCCAGCUGUGCAGUCUGGCCCCGGCUGACUAUUCUGCCUGUGCCCGUUCGGGCCUCACCCUCAACCGAUACAGCACGUCCUUGGCCGAGACCUACAACAGGCUCACCAACCAGACCGGCGAGACCUUUGCCCCGCCCAGGACUCCCUCCUAUGUGGGCGUGAGCAGCGGCACCUCCGUGAACAUGUCCAUGGGUGGCAGUGACGGGGACACCUUCAGCUGCCCACAGACCAGCCUGUCCAUGCAGAUUUCGGGGAUGUCUCCCCAGCUCCAGUAUAUCAUGCCUUCACCCUCCAGCAAUGCCUUUGCUGCCAACCAGACCCACCAGGGUUCUUAUAACACCUUCAGGCUACACAGCCCCUGUGCCUUGUAUGGAUAUAACUUCUCCACGUCCCCCAAACUGGCUGCCAGUCCUGAGAAGAUUGUCUCUUCCCAAGGAAGUUUCUUGGGGUCCUCGCCCAGUGGGACCAUGACCGAUCGACAGAUGUUGCCCCCUGUGGAAGGAGUGCACCUGCUGAGCGGUGGCGGUCAGCAGAGUUUCUUUGACUCUCGGACCCUAGGAAGCUUAACUCUGUCAUCCUCUCAAGUGUCUGCACAUAUGGUGUGAUGAAACCUUGAAGUUAAAUUGCCUUUGGAUCUGUCUAAUGUAUUUUCUUCUUCUUCUUUUUAAAGCAAUAUGGAAAGAAACUAUCUGUAGCUUGUACAAUGUACAUAUAAUAGAAAAUGAAGGCUCAUUGAGUUUCCUGACAUUCUCAUGGAGAGAUUGUAAUUCUCUAUGGCAUUUAUGUAUGCUGUAUCUUCAUGGCGUGUGGAGCCUCACAGCCUCGGUUUUUUCCCGUUUCAUCCAGUUGCACAGAGCGUGGCAGCCAUGUCGUAUGUUUAGCCAAGGCUCUCAGACUCUUUAAAAAAGUAGUAGACUUGAAACUGGGCAAUGAUACUCACCAGAUGAAGACUUAUAACUUAAUUUAUCAGAAAAAUGCUCUAAACAGUUUCAUACUUGAGUGUUGAUAGCCAGCAGUUACCAACAUAUAGAGUCUCGUGAUUUCUGUUAUUCUUGGACACAGUGUGAGAACCCCAAAUACAAAAGCCAGUGGAAGGCAGAGUAUUAAUUCUCAAGUGUUUGCAAUCAUGAAGGAUUAGCUUUUUCAUUCCUGCUUGUUCUUAUUUAUCACCAAUACUAUGUGACCUUGGGUCUAUAAAAAUUCAUAACCCAUAAUAAUUGUUAUUUUCUUAAGGAAGGUAGUGGAGAGGCUUGUGAUACUUUUCACUUUCCAUUGGGCAUAUAUGAGGUGCUUAUUCAUCUGCAGAGAAUGAAUUUCCAGUAUUUUGUAUUCAAUUUAUUUAUUUUAUCAAAUAGACCGCUAAAGAAUGUUCUAUAAAUAUUUUUAAAUUCCAGUUUUCACCAGGAAGGGAAUAUAUGUGAGCAGAAUGGCAAAAAGAAAAAAUUCAUCUCAAAUUAUUUGAUUCCAGUGAUAAAUGUCUGUUUUUUAAAAAUAGAGUCUAAUACUAUUGUCAACUAUACCUUAAGUUUUUGUAUAGUUUGAUAUUUCAUUUAAGAUUUUAUUUUCCAUCUUGCUUUAAGCUUCCUGGUUCAUGGUGUAUAAGUAAGGAAAAAUACAUUUUUGCUACUUAUUUUGUCUUUUAAUUCUUACAGUUUGAAACCUCCUUUCUUCUUUAUCCUUGUCUUCUGUCUGCAUCUUUUCUAAAACAGAUAGGUCUGAGGUCUGUAUGGUGGUAAAUAAUGCUGUGAGGAAUUUCAGGAGGUUAUCUCCAGCAAUCUGUCUUUUGGGGACUGUAGUGCAAAGGCCAAAGCCCAUUACUAUAAAGGCCCUCUUGGAGGACUAAGAAGGAAGGUACUCAUUAUGAUAAAGGAACUAUAAAACUUUUAAUCUCAACAGCAUUUUAAACCCUGGAGCCGAAGAAGCGAAAAACAACCCUUAAAAAGAAACUUCCUAAAAUAAUGUAUACAUGGUUGAAGAGUUUUUUAAAAAAGGUCAUUUUGCUAGCACAUUAUGUGGUAAAUAGAAAAGGCUAAGAAUACAGGAUGAAGAGAAUCGCCCUUCUGAUGAGAAAGUCAGAUGCCAUGUCUUUGCAUCGACUCAUGGCAUUUCAUGUGCCUGCCAAGCAAGAAGAGAGGGAUUUCCUUUCAUUGCUCAACAGAAUUACUUUAACUGAUCCCUAGUUUAGAUGGGAAAACAGUAUAGCUCCCGAUUUGCUUCUUUAUUUUGAAACACCAUGAGUGUUAGCCAUUUAGGGGGAUAUACGGUUUGAACUGGGUUUGCACAGGACAUGACUUGACUCUGUUUAUAGAUACUGACAAAUUUCCUCCUGAUUCUGUAGCAGUUCAUCAAAUUAAUAUUGAUUUUUAAAUUCAAAAUGAACAUGAAGGGAUAUGAAAUAUUUGCAUUAGGUAGACCGAUAUCAGAUGUUUGUGUGUGGUGUUAACUGCUUGACACACAUUUGGGAAAAAGACUUUAAGAAUGAGUGCAUCUUAGUCUUGGUGCUUGGUAUCAUUCAAGAAUAGAGAGUUUUCUAUUGAGAAAACAUGAAAUGUAAUGCUGUGUAUUCCAAUGUAUUAAAGAGAACAUUUUCCUUUUUGCUGUUAGUAAUUUGAGAUGACACCACAAUAAGGUAGAAUGUUUUAUUAAUCUUUUUUUGGUAAAAUUUUACAAUAUUGUUCAAAUGCUGUUUCCUUUAGGGUUUACUGUAAAUAUUAACCACCAUGUCACUUCAAAGACUAGCCUUUUAUUGUUGUACUAAAUGACAUACAUACAUUGAUAAUAAUAAUUAUAUAUCUGUAUUUUAUUAAAAAGUGCUUAAAAUUAUAUUAAAGUGUGUUAUUAAAUCCUUUCAUGAUUUUGGAGUGUAAUCAUUUUAAGUGUUGGAAAAUAUUGUUUCCAGAGUGAGCACACACAUGCAUACUCCAAACACAAAUUCUGUAGCUCUCAAUUACAAGGCAGGGAGAAAUGGGCCUGCUGUUCAUUUUUCAUGUGUUAAAUAUAAUUUCUUGGUGUGUUGACCAUGUCAUUGGAGGUGAAGGCCUUGACAAAUGUUGAACACAUGAAAGCUUGAAUUUGAAAGCAAGAGGGCAGGGUGAUAUGUUUUGUCUGGGGUCCAGGGAGAAAGGC
Messenger RNA from Carlito syrichta (Philippine tarsier), 3845 nucleotides. It is a transcript of the gene TBX18, whose product is annotated as T-box 18. Bases 2 to 1324 code for a protein of 440 amino acids. The transcript has 6 exons. The record is from RefSeq and is a predicted model, not a curated record. Gene Ontology annotation, biological process: positive regulation of DNA-templated transcription; cell fate specification; regulation of transcription by RNA polymerase II. Gene Ontology annotation, cellular component: nucleus. Lineage: Eukaryota; Metazoa; Chordata; Mammalia; Primates; Tarsiidae. Gene Ontology annotation, molecular function: DNA-binding transcription factor activity, RNA polymerase II-specific; RNA polymerase II cis-regulatory region sequence-specific DNA binding.